AUGGAUAAGGCUUGGUGGUUUGCAGCCCGCGUCGUCGCCAUCUUCGGCCACCUGGUGCUCGGUGUAGCGGGCAUGGUCUUGGCUAUCAAUUACGAAGACGGCUGGAUGGACGGCAACGUAUCCUGGUCGGAGCACAACGCUGAUAGCUCUGUCCUCAAUGCCUGUGCACCUGUGGGGUUCAUGGGUGCGGCUUUCAAUCUCGCCAUCUUCUUCUUUCUCCAAAUAGCCGGCCGAGUCAGUGGUCGGGAAUCCCACUUCUGCAAUCAAGCUACGGCUUUGAUAGGGGGACUUAUCACUGUUGGCUUCAUCGUUGGUGAUCUGGCUUUGGCCGCGAGUCUGGGUAGUAGAGAUCAGCCCCCGUUUGGGGCGCUGUCUGUCGUUACGGCUGUUGCUGCGAUACUUCUAUCACUUGCAGUUAUUGCGGAUACAGUCAAGCAUUUCAAAUUUGACGUACCAGACGCAGAUGAGGACAGGUUGAUGUACGACUUUCAAAGGGCGGAUUCGCCAUACCAGGAUGCCAUAAGCAAUGACACCGACCACGAAGAGGAUGCGACAGGCACCGGGUAG
Molecule: messenger RNA, 567 nt
Organism: Anthostomella pinea
Lineage: Eukaryota; Fungi; Ascomycota; Sordariomycetes; Xylariales; Xylariaceae
Source: the annotation of a GenBank genome assembly